This is a messenger RNA of Diabrotica virgifera virgifera (western corn rootworm), 1117 nucleotides long. RefSeq lists its product as uncharacterized. Lineage: Eukaryota; Metazoa; Arthropoda; Insecta; Coleoptera; Chrysomelidae. The transcript has a single exon. The record is from RefSeq and is a predicted model, not a curated record. The coding region runs from base 1 to 1038 and encodes 345 amino acids.
AUGGCAGAUGGACGUAGAUCUGUUUCGAAGACGACACAGGGAGAGGAACAGAAGGAAGAGAAAUCUGACCUUGAAAAAUUUAUGGAAUUAAGACUAACAAAAAUGGAAGAAAAUAAUAAUAAAAUAGAAACAAAAUUAAUUCACUUGGAUGAAAACAACAAGAAAAUGAGAAUAAAACUAGACGAGACUAGUCAAAAAGCAGAAGGAAAUAGUAAAUCAUUAGAACAAAAAUUAGAAGAAAAUAGUCAGAAAGCAGAAGAGAAUAAUAAAUCAGUAGAGCAUAAAUUAGAAGAAAAUAGUAAAAAAUCAGAAAGAAAUAAUAAAUUAUUAGAACAAAGAUUAGGGGAGAAAUUAGAAGAAACAUUAGAGAAGAUGGAAUAUAAACUUGAAGAGACAUCUAAGAGACUAGAAGAACAAAUUGAACAAAGGGUAAGCAAGAGUAUUGGAGAAGUAAAAAUGUUAUAUGAAGAAAUGAUGAAUAAACAUGAAACAUUAGAAACAAAAUUAACUUCUGAAAAUCAAGAAAUAAUAAUUCAAAUACAACAGCAUAAAGAAAGAAUUAAUAUGGUAGAGGAAGAUAUGGAAAAGGAAGCAGAAUGGACGAACAAGAGAUUUAUGAUGGUAGAUGAGAAUAUAAGUGAAAUAAAGAAAGAACAAAAAACAUCUAAAGAAAAGGAGGAUCAAUUGGAAAAUAAAUGGAAGAUUGAAAUAAAAGAAGUAAAACAAGAAAUAGAGAAGAUGGAGAGGAAGAUAAGAAAUACAACUAAAGGAACUAUAAUACAUACAAUUGAAACCUCAGAUAACAGGAUAUAUUUAAAUGGAGAUUAUAAAUCACCACAUCCUGUACCAUUCAUAAGGAUCCUCAUGACCAAAUCUUUACAAUAUAAUAAUUUUGAUGAAUUUAGGGAAGUUAUAAGAAACCAAUUAAGAGGAGAAGCAUUAAUUUGGUAUACAAAUGUAGAAAAUGAAUUAGAAAACUUUGAACAGUUCAAAACAAAAUUUUUAGAAUUUUUCUGGGACUAUCGCGACAACAGGUAGUAAGAUCUGAAUUGUUCGGAGGAAAAUACAACUCUAACUCGCGAACAAGUAUGCAUUUAUAUGCUAUGCGACUAUAUAG